GCAAGAACACGAUGGUUGCGAGUCAAGGUUUUAAUUAUCGAUGAAAUAUCCAUGAUAAGUGGUAGACUUUUAGAUCUGUUGGAUCAAAUUGCGAGGAAGGUACGACUAUCCAAUGCUCCGUUUGGUGGUAUACAGGUUGUCUUCUGUGGAGAUUUUUAUCAGCUGCCUCCUGUUGCAGAUCACACAAAGCCAAACGAUGAUUUUGCAUUUAAAGCUCGAUGUUGGAAAGAUUUGAACAUGAAAGUGAUGCUCCUAAAAUCGUUCUUUCGUCAAAAGGAUUUUAAAUAUUAGAGGCUAUAAGACAUGGAGAAUUAUCAAAUGAAAUAGCGCAAGAAAUACAGACGUUAAGCCGUCCUCCAACAGUCAAAAUCGAUAUCAGC
Mycotypha africana is the source of this 380-nucleotide messenger RNA. RefSeq lists its product as uncharacterized. Gene Ontology annotation, molecular function: DNA helicase activity. The transcript is spliced from 3 exons. Lineage: Eukaryota; Fungi; Mucoromycota; Mucoromycetes; Mucorales; Mycotyphaceae. Gene Ontology annotation, biological process: DNA repair; telomere maintenance. The record is from RefSeq and is a predicted model, not a curated record. Bases 52 to 291 code for a protein of 79 amino acids.